Molecule: messenger RNA, 3171 nt
Organism: Oldenlandia corymbosa var. corymbosa
Lineage: Eukaryota; Viridiplantae; Streptophyta; Magnoliopsida; Gentianales; Rubiaceae
Source: the annotation of a GenBank genome assembly
AUGGUUCCGCAACCGCCUCCUCCGGCCGUGAAUGCUCAGUACAACCAGCAAUUCCUCAACAACGUCCUCUCAACACGCGCCUUACCGUACGUAGAAGACGUCAAAUGGCUCAUCCGGCAACAUCUUCUAGCUCUCUCCGAGGCGUAUCCUUCUCUUCAAAUCAAGACGUCGUCGUUUACCCACAACGAUGGCCGCUCCGUCAACCUUCUCCAAGCGGAAGGGACCGUUCCGAUGGUGUUCCAGAACGUGACUUACAACAUCCCGAUCCAAAUCUGGCUCAUGGAAUCUUAUCCUCGCCACGCUCCACUGGUAUAUGUUACUCCAACUCCUGAUAUGAUUAUCAAACGUGGCCAUCCUUUUGUUAGCCCUGACGGUGUCGUUUCUAUUCCUUAUUUGCAAAAUUGGGUUUAUCCUAGUUCUAGUUUAGUUGAAUUAGCUCGGAAUUUGUCCCAUUUUUUCGGCCGUGAGCCACCUGUAUAUUCCCAGCGCCGCCCUAAUCCGAACCCAAACCCAAACCCUAGUUUUCCCAAUCCAAAUACUGUUGCUGUUAAUACUCCCAAUCCGGGGUUGGGCCCAAAACCUGCGAUACCGCCUAGGGUGACUCCACCGUACCCUCCGUCGCCGUAUACUGCUGGUGGAGGGAACAUGUCGGGAAGGAUAAUGGAUGACCCUAGUGAGGUUUAUAAGAGGAAUGCCAUGAAUAAGUUGGUGGAGACUGUUUACAGUGAUAUGGUCGGGCUGAGGAAAUCUAGGGAGGCAGAAGUUGAAGGAUUAAUAAGUGUGCAAGCAGCCUUAAGGCAACGUGAGAAUCAGCUGGCAAAUGGGUUGAAGGAGAUGCAGGAUGAGAAGGAAAUACUGGAACAGCAGUUACAAAUGGUGUUGAUGAAUGCCGACGUGAUGGAAACGUGGUUGAAGGAGAAUGGUGAGAAAUUGGGAAAAUUGGGAGGUAAUGUUGAUGUGGAUCAGGCAUUUGAGCCAUGUGAUGCCUUAUCUAAGCAACUGAUUGAGUGUACAGCAUUGGAUCUAGCUGCUGAGGAUGUUCUAUAUGCCUUGGAUAAGGCAGUCCAGGAAGGGGCGAUACCCUUUGAUCAAUACUUGAGGCAUGUGAGGCUAUUGUCACGUGAUCAGUUUAUUCACCGGGCAACAUCAUCGAAGAUCAGAAACGCUCAAAUGCAUGCCCAAGUUAGUAAUAUGGCUUCUAGGAUAUCACAUUCUUACAUUAUCAUUUCCCACACGAUGAACAAAUCCAUGACCAUUUUCAUCUUCAGCAUCCUCUGGUGUUAUCACCUAGUCAACCCAGUUAGAUCAGACGCCUCUGAUCAACGUUACAAACCUGGAGACCCUGUUCCCCUCUAUGCCAUAAAGAUUGGCCCUUUUCACAAUCCCAGUGAAUCUUACCAAUAUUACGACCUUCCUUUUUGUUUACCAGAUCAUGUGAGAAAGAAGAAUGAAGCUGCACAUAACGAUACAAAUGGAGAUCCUAUCAUUCAUGGUCCAUAUGACCUGGAUUUCUUGGUUAACAAAGAGUCUGUUAUCCUCUGCAAAAAGACCUUAACAAUCAAUGAAGUUGUUCAGUUUCGGAAAGCUGUUGGCAAAGACUACUACUUCGAAAUGUACUAUGAUGACUUGCCCAUUUGGGGACUUAUUGGAAGGGUAGAUAGAGAAGGAAGAGAUGAAAGCAACUAUGCAUAUCUAUUUCGACACCUGAGCGAGGAUAAGGAAGUUGAAGCUGAAUUUACCUAUUCUGUAAAGUGGAUGAGAACAAAUAUUCCCUUUGAAAAUAGGUUGGAUAAAUUCUUGCAACCUUCUUUACCACGUCAUCUAGAAAUUCAUUGGUUUUCAAUUAUAAACUCCUGCACCAUAGUGCUACUGUUAACUGGUUUUCUCGGAGCAAUGCUCACGCGAAUCAUUAGGAAUGAUUUUAUCAGGUACAGAUAUGAUGAGAAUUCAAUGAAUGAUCAAGAAGAAAGAGGGUGGAAGUACAUUCAUGGUGAUGUCUUUCGCUUCCCAAAAUACAAGUCAGUUUUUGCCGCUGCUAUUGGUUGUGGCACACAAUUGUUUGCAAGUACAGUGUUCAUCUUUCUACUUCGGUUUGUUGGCUAUUUCCACCCACAAAAUCAAGGAGAUCUACUUAUGGCAUUGUUGGGGGUAAAUGCUGUUACGUCUGGAAUCGCUGGUUACACGGCAUCUUCUUUCUACCGUCAGCUUGAAGGAACUGAUUGGGUACAAAACUUGCUGUUGACAUGGAGUCUUCUCAAUGUACCUCUAUUCCUCACAUUUUGUCCCCUCAAUUCCAUCGCUGUAGCAUUCAGUCCAAGUGCUGCUCUUCCGUUUGGAACAGUUAUGAACAUAAUCCUCCUAUGGACAUUAGUAACAGCAUCAUCGGUUCUUUUGGGUGGAAUUAUGGGAAAGAAUAGAAGGAGGGAGUUUCAAGUUCCAUGCCAUAACUCCAAGUAUCCUAGGGAAAUACCAGGGCAACCUUGGUACCGCUGCACCAUUUCUCAGAUGGCAAUGGCAGGAUUUUUCUCAUUUAGUGCAAUAUAUAUCGAGCUUUACCAUGUACUUCAAAGUGUCCGGGGUCACAAAAUCGACACUAUAUUCAGCAUCCUGUUUGUUGUCUUCAUUAUUCUACUCAUUGUGACUGCCUUUGUCACCGUGGCACUGACAUAUUUUCAGCUUGCAGCUGAAGAUCAUCAAUGGUGGUGGAGGUCGUUUCUCUGUGGUGGAUCAACUGGCAUCUUCAUCUUUAUCUACUGCUUGUUCUACUGUCAAUCUGAGAUGUUUAGCUUCAUCCAAACUUCAUUCUUCCUGGGCUACAUGGCUUGCAUCUGCUACGGAUUCUUUCUUAUGCUCGGAACUUUAGGUUUCCUUUCGGCUUUGUAUUUCGUCUGCCACAUUUUCUUAUCUAUUAAGUUGGAGAAAUUGACAAAAUGGGUGGUGUCUGAAUCUCCACAUAAUAUGUCAUAUCAGAGACAUCAACAAGUUCAAACCUUCCGUUCCCUAUUUUGUAAGCAAAGCUUCCACCCUGAUAUUCUGACAAAUUCUGGAGGCAUUAACUUCAGGACUAAUCCAUCCCCGGAGCAUAUUCUUGUUUCCUUGAUGGCUACAUCUUCCAUGAUGCUACUAUUGAACCAGAUACAACUUCCACUGGCUUUUCUUGCUCGAACUUAA